Molecule: messenger RNA, 3895 nt
Organism: Dicentrarchus labrax (European seabass)
Lineage: Eukaryota; Metazoa; Chordata; Actinopteri; Moronidae
Gene: nr1d2b
Product: nuclear receptor subfamily 1, group D, member 2b
Exons: 8
Coding region: 485-2251 (588 amino acids)
Biological process (GO): hormone-mediated signaling pathway; cell differentiation; positive regulation of transcription by RNA polymerase II
Molecular function (GO): nuclear receptor activity; zinc ion binding; RNA polymerase II cis-regulatory region sequence-specific DNA binding
Source: RefSeq, a predicted model, not a curated record
CACUGCUCGGUACUCGAAACAGUCCCUGCAAAAGCAGUCCGCCAAACCGCUGGAGCGACGCCUUCAUCGCAGCCGUUCCCUGUGCUACCUUUCAAUGGAACACGGCUUGUGUUUCUAGCUGUAGCUCUACUGCACUGAAAACAGACCCGUCGUGUUCUCUUUUCGACAGAAUUAAUUCACUACCACCGUCGAAGACGAAAAGCUGCCAUUUCUGGGUCGUUAAAUCCGGUUGUGUGAAAACUUGCAGCUUCGGCUUGAUGUGAGAUUUGUCCUUCCUGUGUAAUUAUAUCUGCGCUAGUCUGUCGCUGACGUUCGGUCGUAGUUUUUACGGUCUUUACCGGCGUCGUUCAUUUAAAUGUUGUAGCUUAACGGCCAGUUUCUCAACCGCUUCUCAGCGACUUUUCAGUUGCUGAACACAAACAGAAAGACGGCUACAGCACUGAGGUAGCAGAGGAGGAGGAAAACCCCCCAAAACUCACAGGACAUGGAGUCGACCAAAGCUGGAGGCGUAAUAGCCUACAUCAGCUCAUCCAGCUCUGGCUCUAGCCCGGAGUCGUGCCACAGCGACUCGUCAAACGGCAGCUACCAGUCGUCCUCUCCACUGCACGGCUCCUCACCCAGCCGCCAGCAGCUGGGUCAGCCGGCUGAACCCCCGCGCCCCGCCAACGGCCAAAACCUUCCAGGGACUCAGAAAAGCGGACGCUCCUCCUCCACGGCAAAAUGUGGCAUCACAAAAAUCAACGGCCUGGUGCUGCUGUGUAAGGUGUGCGGCGACGUGGCCUCGGGUUUCCACUACGGUGUCCAUGCCUGUGAGGGCUGUAAGGGCUUCUUCAGGAGGAGCAUCCAGCAGAACAUCCAGUAUAAGAAGUGCCUUAAGAACGAGAGCUGCCCCAUCAUGAGGAUCAACAGGAACCGCUGCCAGCAGUGCCGCUUCAAGAAAUGCCUGAUGGUGGGGAUGUCUAGAGACUCUGUACGCUUUGGCCGAAUCCCCAAGCGGGAGAAACAGCGCAUGCUGCUGGAGAUGCAGAGUGCCAUGAACAACAUGAUGAACAACAGUCAGCUGCACAGCCAGCUUCACAGCAGCCAGACACUGCCUAUCGGCAAACCGCUGCCAGCCACUGCCACAGAAACUACCUCUGAGGAUGCUGGCCCCACCCCCUCUUGCCCACCGUCCAGCCAAUUGGACCCCGAACCCACUGUGGCCAUGGACACCAGCCCUAGCUCGUCCUCGCCCAGCACGUCGGACAGUGGGGAGGAGGAGGUGAUUGGCUCUGUGACCAGGGCCCACCAGGAGACCUUCAUGUAUAACCAGGAGCAGAGCAGCCUGACAGCUGAGGCCCCGCCCCCCACAGGCCUCUCAACCGGUGGCUCUGACAAAAACACCACUAACCACAGGAAUGAGGAGCAGCAGGACACCUGGAACCACCACAACAACCUGGUCACCAUGACAGCACAAGACCCCCCCUCCAGCCUUGGCCCCCAGGUUCAGGAGGACAACGCUGCCAACCACUGCCCCUUCAGACUGUCCAGGAGUGCCGCCACCACCAGCCACUGUCCAGCCUACACUCACGGAGCUUUCAGAGCUCCGUCCACCGAGGGCCUCGCCAAUGGAGUUUACAGUGGGCCCCUGUGGAGAGGAGGCAACAGAAUGUAUCUGGUUUGUCCAAUGAACACAUCUGCCCAUGUGGACCCUCAGAAGUCCGGCCACGAGGUGUGGGAGGAGUUUUCUCACAGCUUCACCCCGGCUGUCAGGGAGGUGGUGGAGUUCGCCAAGAAGAUCCCAGGCUUCAGAGACCUGUCCCAGCCUGACCAGGUCAGCCUGCUGAAGGCCGGCACCUUUGAGGUGUUGGUGGUCCGCUUUGCUUCUCUUUUCGACGUGAAGGAUCGCACGGUCACCUUUCUGGGCGGGAAGAAAUACAGCGUGGACACUCUGAGGGCCAUGGGGGCCGGGGACCUCCUCAACUCCAUGUUUGACUUCAGUGAGAAGCUCAUCAACCUGGGCCUAAGUGAGGAGGAGAUGAGCCUCUUCACUGCUGUGGUUCUGGUCUCUGCAGAUCGUUCCGGCAUUGAGAACGUGAACUCGGUGGAGGCCCUGCAGGAGACGCUGAUCCGCGCCCUGCGGAGCCUCAUCACCAAGAACCACCCCAACGAGUCGGCCAUCUUCACCAAGCUGCUGCUCAAACUGCCCGACCUGCGCUCGCUCAACAAUAUGCACUCCGAGCAGCUGCUGGCCUUCAAGGUCCAUUCCUGAAGUUUCCUUGAGUACUUGACAACCCGACACAAACUAUAACGACCUGUGACGGGACAGCGGAGGGCCGCACGGACCUGCGGCUCCGCCUCACCUCCCACCCAAACUACACAUGCACCUCCACACUUCUCCCAGGAGGCUUUGUCCCUUCAGUCUCUAAGUUGAACUAAAGCUCAAAGCUGACAUUUAAAGGGGGAAGAAGACCAUAAAAUGUUCUUGUACUGUACUGUACUGUAGGGCGUAACUGCCUGUGUGAUGGUAAUGCAUACAUACAGACACACUGAUUGAUGUAUAUGUUUCUUGUGUUUGUGUGUAGCAUACUGUAUGUUUGCAGUUGUACAAACGUUAGCACUUUUCUGUAUAGUGUAGACUGGUAUUUUUGCAUUCAUAGUGCAAUAUGUGACUGCUUUUUGAUUUGAGAUAUAUAGUGAGGAGUGUAGAAACUUGUGUAUACUUUUCAAUGGCACACGUUAAUCUGAAUAGGUGCUUAUGUGAUAAGGGGGAAGGUUGUAAACCUAAAAAAAAAAAAAAAAAACCUGACACAGACGACUGAGUUAGAAUUCUUUCUUUAAAAAAAAAAAAAGCCAAAAAAGCAGACAACAAUGAGAGGAAUGUGGAGUCCACCAGAGAAUGAAUCAAUGAAAGCAAAAGAGGACAAUGUCUUAUUUCAGGCUAUUCAUGCAUUUGUUUACGUGCUAUGCCAUUUGGUCAGUUGUGGGUAAUUUUUCUAAAUGUUUUGGGCAUUGUGACAAAUCAAACGUGUCAGUGUCACUCUGUUGACCCUUCCUAAGUCCUGCCUCUUGUUGCUAUAUGCUCCAGUUGAGUUGAGUAAGCCUUGGUUGACUUUUUCCUUUUCAACAUAGAUUAGCCUAGCACAUAGCAUAUCUAAGUACAGGAGAGGAGAAAGUUCACUGAGGGUUGCUCAGCUGUUAUUGGAGCACAGAGCAAAAAGUGGUGAGACUUAAGGGUCAAUUGUUGGCUGAUUUCUGCACAUGGAUCAUUGGAAAAGGAGAGGCACUGAAGCGAUUAAAUCGAAUUCUGGACUCGUUUGAGCAUCUUGGAGAUACAUUUUCCCCUCUCUUAUGUAUUUUUUUCUAAAAGAAAAAAAAACGUAUUUCUGAGUUCUCGGCGUAUGCUUUCCUGUGUGUCCCAGGUUGUGUUAAGUUUCCUAGCAGCUCAGCGCUCCAGUCAGACCCCAAUGUUGCUGUCGGACGCUGGGCGGCAGAGAAAAUGUCUCACAGGCACCAGUAUCUCCCAACUUGCUUGAAUAACCUUCAUUUCUGUUUUAUGAACUGUACAGACUUUAGCUGAGUGUAGUUAAACUGUAGGACUAUUCCAUAUAAAAUAUGAUUGUAAUAUCACUGAAGUGAUUGUAAUUUAAAGAAAUUGGAGUCGAGGAGACAGCUGAGUUGCUGGUGUUCAGAUAUUUUUGCGAUGCCAUCUUUUUGUUCCCUGUGGGUGAAUUCAGAAUGUCUGGCCUUUUAAUAUCCAGAGCUUCUGUCAUUGUGUUAACAGUGCUGAUAUGUGGUUCUGUUCCCCUCUGUGAAAGGAUUGCAGUAUGCAUAGAUUUCUAUAUAAAUACAUACAUACUAUCAUACAUAACUGUAUAGAUGAAUAUAUCUAUAUAAAUAAAUUUUAUAAAUGCAA